Messenger RNA from Rhodamnia argentea, 1284 nucleotides. RefSeq names its product probable 3-hydroxyisobutyrate dehydrogenase, mitochondrial. Gene Ontology annotation, molecular function: NAD binding; 3-hydroxyisobutyrate dehydrogenase activity; NADP binding. The coding region runs from base 122 to 1195 and encodes 357 amino acids. NCBI's taxonomy places the organism in Eukaryota, Viridiplantae, Streptophyta, Magnoliopsida, Myrtales, Myrtaceae. The transcript has 10 exons. The record is from RefSeq and is a predicted model, not a curated record. Gene Ontology annotation, biological process: L-valine catabolic process.
GUCGAAGGGGAAUCGUCCGGUUCGUACUAUCCUCCACUUCAGGACGCAGAAGCUGCUCUCUCGCGGCCUGAAACUUGAGAGAGCACAGCUUCAGACUUGGGAGGCGAGAUUGAAGGAGGCCAUGGCGAGUCGAGGAGCAAGAGCUCUGCUCUCUCUUUCCAAGCGCGAACUCAACGGAUCAUCUUCGCUCCUUCGACCGUCGCUGCUGACGCGCGGUCUCUCUUCUUCACCGGAUGAUGCGCCAUCGAACUUCGGAAAUGUUGGCUUCAUAGGCUUGGGAAAUAUGGGAUCCAGAAUGGUGAAGAAUCUUGUUAAAGCUGGAUACAACAUCGCUGUGCAUGAUAUAAAUGGUGAUGCCAUGAAGAUCUUUGCUCGCAUUGGAGUCCCCACAAAGAAAACACCUUUUGAAGUUGCAGAAGAAAGUGAUAUAAUAAUGACAAUGUUGCCGUCAUCUUCCCAUGUAUUUGACGUAUACACUGGACCGAAUGGAUUGCUUCAUGGUGGAAAUCUCCUAAGACCGUGGUUAUUGAUAGAUUCUUCUACUAUUGAUCCCCAAACGUCGAGAAAGAUUUCAGCACUUGUGUCUAACUGUACUUUAAAAGGGAAGAAAGAUGGAUGUGGAGUUCCGAUGAUGCUGGAUGCACCUGUUUCUGGAGGUGUUCUUGCUGCUGAAGCUGGCUCACUCACGUUCAUGGUUGGUGGAUCAGAAGAAGCUUAUCUUGCAGCAAAGUCGUUGCUCCUCUCCAUGGGCAAAAGCACAAUUUAUUGUGGUGGAGCAGGAAAUGGUUCGGCAGCAAAAAUCUGCAACAACUUAGCAAUGGCUGUGAGCAUGCUUGGUGUAUCUGAGGCACUUGCUCUUGGUCAGUCUUUGGGAAUUGCUGCAAGUGUUUUGACAAGAGUAUUCAACUCUUCAAGUGCUCGAUGUUGGAGUAGUGAUACUUAUAAUCCAGUUCCUGGAGUGAUGGAAGGUGUUCCAUCUUCAAGAAACUAUGAAGGUGGAUUUGCAACUAAGCUGAUGGCUAAAGAUUUAAACCUUGCCGCAUCAUCAGCUGAUGAGGUCGGUGUCAAUUGCCCAUUGACAUUCCAAGCGCAAGAAAUAUACUCGGGGCUAUGCAAAGAUGGACACGAAAGCAAGGACUUCUCUUGCGUUUUCCGCCACUAUUAUUCCGGCAUCAAUGAGCAUAAGGGUAGUUAGUGACGUUGUUAAUUGCAAUAUCAAUGCUCAAAAUGUUGAGAGUCUUAAGACUUUUUAUGAUGUCUUUUAGCAUCCAUAGAGUUUUUCAG